AUGCUGUUUCUAUAUCUACAUUUUACAGAUUGUCCAUCGAAGGCAGACAUAGUAUUUGUUCUUGAUGCGUCCAGUAGUGAGGGUAACACAAAUUUCCAGAAACAGGUCAACUUUGUUCGAGAUUUUGUGAGCAGGUUUUCUGUAGGUUCCACUAGAAAUCAAUUUAGUGUCGUUACGUUUGCGUCUAAUGUUAAGAAUGAAUUUUGGUUAAAUGAAUAUUCUAGCAGUUAUAGCCUUAGAAAUGCAAUUAGCAAAGUGACAUAUCAACAGGGAACAACAAACACACACUUAGCAUUAGAUUUUGUUCGACAAAACUCAUUUCUGCCUGCAAAUGGUGGACGACCAGAUGCCGAAAAAGUCGUAAUAGUUUUGACAGAUGGCCAGUCAACAGAUCCUGCAAAAACAAAAACUGCAGCAGAAGACCUACAUUUAGCAGGAGCACAAGUGAUUUCUGUAGGAAUUGGGAGCGGGAUAGGGUCGCAAGAACUGGAAACAAUCGCCAGCGACAAACAACAUGCUUUUAAGGUGGCAAACUUCGAUGCACUAAGGACUAUAGAGACACAAAUUCAACAAGCUGCAUGCCAACCACCAUCAUUAGUUUGUUCAAAGAAAAAGGCCGAUAUCGUAUUUGUACUCGAUGCAAGCAGUAGUAUUGGAACAAUCGACUUUCAAAAGCAAUUGGAUUUUGUCAAAAAUACGGUUAGACAGUUCAAUGUUGGACCAUCAAAUACACAAUUUUCCGUCCUUUCAUUUUCUGAUCAAGUCUACAAGGAAUUCAGAUUAAACCAGUAUUCGACAAAAACUUCUGUUAUAUCUGCUAUAUCUAAAAUAAAAUUUCACACGGGAUCAACGAAUACUCAUCUAGCAUUGAACCAAGUAACGAACGACAGUUUUUCAAUAGCCAAUGGCGGAAGACAAGAUGCGGCGCAAAUUGUGAUCUUUCUGACUGAUGGACAAUCAACAUACCCACCACAAACAUUACAAGCGGCAAAAAAUUUACAUAAGGCUGGACCGGAAGUUAUCGCCAUUGGAGUAGGAAGCGGAGCAAAUUCCAAUGAACUGACACAGAUAGCUACCGAUAGAAACCAUGUUUUUCAAGUCGCCAACUUUGAUGCUUUAGCAACUCUACAGACCGAUUUAGAAAAGACAGCUUGUAAAACAAAUGAAUGCCGUGGAGUAAAGGCAGAUAUUGUUUUUCUCUUGGAUUCGUCUUCUAGUGAAGGAUCAACAAACUUUGAAACACAGCUCCAAUUUGUUUCAAAUUUUAGCUCCCGAUUUUUUAUUGGCCCGGAUGCAGUGCAGAUAGGACUAGCUACUUUUUCGAGUAAUCCACAAAACCAGUUUUGGCUGAACACUUAUUCCAAUUUAAGUGAUGUUUUAAAUGCUCUUCAAAACGUUCCAUACACCCAGGGAGGAACGAAUACAGCAGACGCCUUAAGUUUUGCUAAAAACAGUAGCUUUACAAAAGCACAUGGGGCACGCGAUGGUAUUCCAAAAGUUCUUAUAGUUAUGACCGAUGGCCAGUCUCAGUCUCCACCAGACACCGCAAUUCAGGCCAAAAAUCUCCACAAAACUGACAUUAAAGUUAUAUCUAUUGGAAUCGGAAGUUCAGUCAAUAAAGACGAACUCAUAACCAUUGCCACUGAUCCAGGACACUCAUUUACGGUUGCAAACUUCAGCGCUUUGAAAGAUAUAGCAUUAGAACUGGAGAAACAGACAUGUAAAGAUGAGACUCCAUUAGGCCUUUGUGGUGCAGCAACGGCAGAUGUGGUAUUUGUCCUAGACGCAUCCAGCAGUGAAGGCAGUGCUAAUUUCCAAAAACAAGUGGAUUUCGUUAAAGAUUUUGUAAAGCGAUACCAGAUAGGACCAAAUAACCUUCAGGUUGGAUUGGUAACCUUCAGUACUUACGCAUCCAACCAGUUUUAUUUUAACACCUACCAUGACCAGGCAUCGGUACUUAAGAAACUGAAUUCGAUUCCCUACAACAGCGGGUCAACCCAUACAGACAAAGGAUUACAGUAUGCAAGACUUUUCUAUGUACAUGGUUCUAGCCAUGGUCAAAGAGCUACAGCUAAUCAAAUCGUGGUUGUGCUCACUGAUGGACAAUCCACAAGUCCAAGUGCCACUACAUCUCAAGCAAAACAACUGCAUGCUACAGGAGCUACAGUAUUUGCUAUAGGUAUUGGAAGCAACGUUAAUACCCAUGAGCUUCAAUCCAUCGCUGACAGUCCAAAUCACGUGUAUCAAGUGUCUGGCUUUGAUGCUUUAAAUGGUAUACAGUACGAAUUAAAUCAAGCAGCGUGUGCUAUGCCAACACCUCCACCAACCGUUGAUCCAGAGUGUGGAUCUCAACCAGCAGAUAUUUACUUUCUUCUGGAUUCAUCUGGAAGUGUUACGACAACCAACUUUAAAAAACAACUGCAGUUUGUAAAAGAUUUUGCCAGUCAGUAUGUAAUCGGUCCUGCCAACAUACAAAUAGGACUAGCUACCUUUUCUACUUCCGUCCAUGAACGUAUACGACUUGACCAAUACAAAAGCACAAAUCAACUUGUGGCUGCAAUUACCAGCGUAUAUUAUGAUGGUGGACUGACAUACACCGAAGAUGCAUUGAAAUAUGCUCGUACAACAGCUUUCACUCAUGGUGGACGACCAAAUGUUCAGAAGAUUGUUGUUGUUCUCACAGAUGGUAAAUCAUAUUCACACACAAAUACAGUCACAGAAGCAAAUAAACUGAAAAGUAUGCCUGGAGUCAAAGUUAUUUCUAUUGGAAUCGGAUCCUCUGUGGACCGGAAUGAGCUACUCGAUAUUGCGUCGGACUCCUCUCAUAUGUUUACAGUUGCCGGAUUUAAUUCUUUGGCUGCUAUCAAGUCAGAAAUAUCAUUUGCUGCCUGUCAAUCAUGUGGAUUUGUACAACGAGCUGAUAUUAUAUUUGCUCUGGAUGCUUCAUCCAGUGAAUCAAGAGUUGACUUUCAAAAUGAGCUGAAUUUUGUGUCUCGUUUUGUAAAUGAUUUACCGGUAGGCCCAAACAAUGUCCAGUUCGGAUUGGUCACAUUCGGAUCAACGGCUCAUAAUGAGUUCUUCCUGAAUCAAUACGGGAACAAACAAUCUACCCUAGAUGCAAUUCAAAAGGCCACGUAUGUUACAGGCACUACAGCGACAGGUGAUGCAUUGCAGAUGAUUAGACAACAGCACCUUCUCCCUUCGCACGGAGCACGAAACUCUUCAAAACACUUUAUAAUAGUCCUUACAGACGGAGCGUCAACAGACAAAAAUUUAACUGCAACACAGGCAGCAUUACUUAAACAGGAGAACGCUAUUGUAAUAGCCAUUGGAGUUGGUAGCGGCAUAGAUAAGAACGAGUUAAACGUAAUAGCCACCGACUCUAAACAUGUGUUUAAUACUCAAGAUUUUAUCACUUUACAACAGAUUCAACAAGAAGUCAAAAGUGCUACUUGUGAUGCCUUAAAAACAACUUUACCGACAACCACAGUUUCUACAACUACAGUUGCUACAACUACGCCCACAACAGUGACAACGGCGGAGCCAUUCAUUGAAACACCAACCCCAACACAGCCAAAUAUUGAAACGCCAGCACCAACACAACCAAAUAUUGAAACUCCAGAUCCUAACCGGGAAUACCCUCCAACAACGACGCCACCUAACCGCGAAACACCUGCACAAGCAUUCCCAUUAACACCAUCACCAGAUCCCAAAACGUAUACAGGCGAUUAUAACGAAAGGCAAACAAUUUCAGGGCAAAGAAAUGAAAGCUCCAGUCUUAUUUUCUUAUAAUAAAUUGCCAAACAAAA
Molecule: messenger RNA, 3809 nt
Organism: Mytilus californianus (California mussel)
Lineage: Eukaryota; Metazoa; Mollusca; Bivalvia; Mytilida; Mytilidae
Product: collagen alpha-4(VI) chain-like
Source: RefSeq, a predicted model, not a curated record